ACUAACUAGAAAAAUAUAUUCGUCUUAAGUUAUUGCAUUUUACACUCAAUGCAUAAAAGAGACAGCCUGUAAAGUCAUUGUUUACGUAUGCUUAAGAUACUAUUAUCUAUUUUUCUGAAGUGGAAAGUUUAUUUUCUUUACAAUACACCUGCUAAACCUUAUGCUAGCAGACAGCGACGUGUCAUCGUUGUUUAGUCUCGAUGAUAAAUUACACCUUUGGCGAGUGUUUUUAAAAAUGGGUGGAUGCUCUGCUCCCAACUGCUCGAACUCUACAACUAUUGGAAAACAGCUCUUUCGCUUUCCGAAAGACCCCGUGCGCAUGAGAAAGUGGCUUGUAAACUGUCGGCGUGAUUUCGAACCAACCCCCUGCUCCAGACUGUGCCAGGACCAUUUUGAGGAGAGCCAGUUUGAGGAGAUUGCGAGAUCACCAGCAGGGGGAAGAAAACUCAAACCCAAUGCUAUACCCACACUUUUCAAUGUUCCUGACCCCCCCUCUCAUGUCACCCCACAAAUAGUAUUUCCCGUCAAAAAUGAGCCAGUGGAGAAGGACUUGAAUAUGGGGGACCAUGGUUAUGCUCGGCGACAGCCCCCUUUGGACUCAGAAGAGGAUGGAGUUCUGAGGGCAGAGGAGGAGCGACCCUGCUCUCUGUGCCAGCAUUACAAAACCAAGCUGGAACAGCAACAGCAGCACACAAUCAGACUACAAAGAGAGGCAGAGGAGAUGAAGAAACGUCUUUACAAACUGAGCAAAAUAGAAAAGGGUCUGCAGGUGUUCCUGUAUGAGGAUCAGAUACGUGCACUAACAUUAGCCAAGCGCUCUCGUAGAGCUGUGUGGUCCCAUGACACUUUACUGACAGCCCGAAAAAUCCGCUGCACAGUGGGAGUUAAAGGAUAUGAAUAUCUCAGGGAACUUGGCUACCCCUUGCCUUCUUACAGGACACUGUGCAAUCGCCUGGAGCCCAAAAUGAUGGUGACAACAAGCAUGCAGGAUGAACUAGCAGAGCUUGGCCUAGGCAUCAUAACUGCUUGCGACAGUCCAGAGGGCAAUGCAACGAACGAUGAAGGACUCAUUGGAGUUAUGACAUGAGUCCGUGUCAAUGUAAGACUGCACUAAUGCUUAAGUUAUCUCUUAAACAAGCCAAAGGACUCACUGAGGACAUCUUUGUUUACUGGGUUAUUUUGGGUUGUCGUUACAUUUUAAAACCGUUUGCAUUAAUACCACAACAGUCUGGAGUUGAUUCACUCUUUUCUGUGUUGUUGUUGUUUUCUUUUUCCAAGAAAAAAAUUAAUAUUUUGGCUUUGUAGUUUUUUUUCAAGUAUUUUUACUCCCUUGAUUCAAAUAUUGAGAAAAUGUAGAUAAAUUGUUUGUGGUUUCAUUGUAGCGGUUAGCAGUCGAAUAUGCCCUGUACACCAACAGUUAUCAUGCCAGUUUUUGGAUGACUGACUUAAAUGAAUAAGAGGAAUAGUUCACCCAAAAAUGAAAAUUCUGUCAUUUAGUCACCCUCAUGUUGCUCCAAACCCAUAUGACUUCCUGUCUUCCAUGGAACUCAAAAGGAGAUGUUAGGCAGAAUGUUAAAGACUGACAGCCUCAAGUCAACAUUCACUUUAACAUCUUGUUGUUUCCAUACAAUGAAAGUGCCCAUUAUCUCCAUUUGUGUUCCAUGGAAGAAAGUCAAACAGGUUUGAAACAACAUGAUGGUAAGUAAAUAUUGACAGAAUUUUCAUUUUUGAUUGAACUAUUCCUUUAAAAAAGCGCAGGCUUGUUUCUAUGAGGGAGUUCGCAACUGAAACGGGGUAACUGUUAGAAUUGGCACAACGAUCAUUGUGAAGUCACUAUUUUAAAGUGAUAUCUGAUUAUUUCCUUUCCCAUGUCACAUGUAGUAAAAGUGUUUAGCAGUCAAAUAGAUUAUAUCUCGUAUUAUAGACCCAACACAUAAAUGACGCAUACGGAUGCCACACCGAGGGCACUGUUCUGAACUUCUGUCAGGAAACCAGAAUUUCUGGUUACAUCUUUCCUUUGUAUUCAUGUAAAGAUUUUUCUUUCAUCAGGUGAUUAUUAUCAUCAAACGGCUCUUUGAUGUAGUCCUUGACAACAAUAGCCAUGUUGUUCUACCUUGUUGGUAGAACAACAAAGUUUUAAAAAAUGUAAUGUAGUGCUUCCUCUACAGACUAUUUUUAUCAUCACCUGGAAUGUUUAACUAAAAUGUUGUUCACAGAACACAUUAAAGGAAUAUUCCGGGUUCAAUACAAGUUAAGCUCAAUCGACAGCAUUUGUGGCAUAAUGUUGAUUAACACAAAAAUGUAUUUUGACUCGUCCCUUCUUUAAAAAAAGCAAAAAUCUGCAUUACAGACAGGCACUUACAAUGGAAGUGUAUGGAGAUCAAUCCGUAAACGUUAAAUUACUCACUAUUUCAAAAUUAUUGCUACAAGACAUAAACAAUAUGCGUGUUAACGUGAUUGUAGUGUGCUAAAAAACUGCUUACUAACCCUUUUCAGUGUAAAGCUAUAGCCAAUUUUACAACUUUGUUGCCAUGAUGAUGUAAUAUCAACAAACUAAAAUUAAUGUUUAAAAAACUUUACAGCUCAAAUAAUACAUGAGUUUUAACAGAGGAAUUAAUGUAAGUGCUUUUAUAAAAUUAUAAGCUUCACAUUUCUGCCGUUAAACCCUCCAAAUAUUGUCCCCAUUCAUGUCCAUUGUAAGUGCCUCACUGUAACCUUGAUUUUUGACUUUUGUUUUUUAAGAAAAGGAGGGAUGAGUUGAAAUUAUUUGUUGUGGUAAUCAACAUUAUGCCACAAAUGCUGUCGAUUGAGCUCAGCUUGUUUUUAACCGGGAAUAUUCUUUUUAAAGGUGAUAUUGGGGAAGCAAAUCAUGUUAAAAUGGUAGUUUCUAUUAAUUAAACGAUUAAUACAUUGGAUCAUUUGUACUACUUAACAUGUGUUUUGACCAAAAGUUCCUAUUUGGUUGGCUCUCUCAUGUCUGCUUCGAUAUUUUUACUUUAGUGAAGGUUGUUGCUACACAAUUUAAAGUCUGGCUUUGGCCCAAUCAUUUCAAGGGUGAAACACGCUGUUUGCAAAACUAAAAUCAAGUACUUUGUCCAUGUGAUUGGGUAAGGCAUUUCAGGAAUGUUUGUUCAGUGUAAAUCUGAGAUUAUAUUAACUUUUGUGGAUCCAGAGAAAUGCUCAAAGUCUGUUAUCUUAUUUAUGUUCUUUUAAGUGUGUGGUGUAUGUCUGAGACCCUAGGCUCUAUGAAUAUGGAUUUCUAUGUUAUCUAUUUUUUUAAAUUAUAUUUUCAUAGUUUUAAAGGGAUAAUUCACCCAAAAUAUGACAAUGUAAUAUGUAAAUAAUGUUAUACUGGUUAUUCCAAACCAGUAUGACUUUCACAGGAGGAGAUCUAAGGCAGAAUGUUAGUGUCAGUCACCAUUAACUUUAAUUGUAUGGAAAAAUGCACUAAAAGUGAAAGCUAACAUGUUGCCUAACAUCAUUGUUUGUGCUCCACGUCACACAGGUUUGGUAAAUGAUGACAGAAUUUUUAUUUUGGCUGAUCUAUGCCUUUAAAAAUAUCCAUGGUGAAUAAUUUUUCUACAACCUUUAUUGGAACUGUAAAUGGGCUGCAUUGAUAAAUGUAGGUGACUGAUUUUUCUAUUGCAUCGUUUGAACAGAUCAGUCUUUACAUUUCAAUCUAUCUUUAAAUAUUUCCCUAAAAAUGUCAACUAAAAAUAACCAGGAGGCCAAUAAAAAAUAAAUACUCCAUGUCUUUAAUGUUAAAAAAGGGCACUUUUGGGAAAGUUGGGUGUAGAUUCUAAAAGUCAGAACCACAAGAAUACUUGUUUAAUAAGCAUGCCUUUCACCAAUUUUAAAGUCAUUUUAAAGGGAUAGUUCACCCAAAAAUGAAAAUUCUUUCAUCAUUUACUCGCCCUCAUUCCAUUAAAGAUGUGUAUGACUUUCUUCUUUUGAACAUAAACAAAGAUUUUUAAAGGAAAUCUCAGCUCUGUAUGUCCUUACAAUGAAAGGGAAUGGUGACCAGACCUUUUGAAGCUCUAAAAACACAUAAAGGCUGCAUAAAUGUAAUCCAUACAACUCCAGUGGUUCAAUCCAUUUCUUCAGAAGCUAUAUUAUAAGUGUGGGUGAGAAACAGAUCAAUAUUUAAGUUCUUUUUUUUACCAAAAAAUCUCCACUUACACUUAAAAUGUGAAAGUGGAGAUUUAUAGCGAUGAUAGUCCAUCGAUUUUUUCUGUGCUAACGUCUGUGGACUUUUGAGUGGCUCUGCAGUUCCAAAUCUGGAUCGCCAGAGUUUUGCACAGGUUGGGCACCGGAAGACACUUUCUGCUACUGGAUUAGCAGCAGGUUUGUGGCGUAGGUUGUGGGAGGCCAGCUGUUGUGAGCGAUGCUGGUCCUCUAGCAUUUUUACAGCUGUGUGGGUAACUGCACAAUAUCUUGGUUGGUCGGUGGCCAGCACUGAUUGGGUGAUACCGCACCACUUGAUGUCUUUAUUCAAGUCGUCCUUGUAGCGUUUGCUGUGGCCCUUUUCUAGUCUUCCAUAGAACAGCUGCUUGGGGAUCUGAUUGUCUUUCAUUCAUAUGAUGUGGCCUGGCCAGCGUAGUUAAGACUUCAGCAGCAGGGCUUCAAUAAUGUUGGCUCAUUCAAGGACCUCAAGAUGCAAGACUUUGUUUUAUUGCUGAUUAUUUUUAUACUGCCUUUUCGCAGAUUUUUGGAGCUUCAAAUGCCUGGUCACCAUUCACUUUCAUUGUAAGGACCGGCAGAAGUGAGAUAUUUUCUAAAAAUCUUUGUUUGUGUUGUGCAGAAGAAAGAAAUUCAUACACAUCUGUAAUAGCAUGAGAGUGAGUAAAUGAUGUGAGAAUUUAAAUUUUGGGGUGAACUAUCCCUUUAAGUAAAAAAGGAUGUUGAAAAAGCUAAACUUCCCCACUAAAUAACACCACAUACAAAGAGUAGUGUGUGUUACACAGAACUGCCCAUUGCCAAAACUGUUGUUAACGUAAUUUAUUUGUAUUUUUAUUCGUUUUCGGCCAUGGCAACAUGUAAAAUGAAAAUUUGAUCUAUACUUUAAGAUGUAACUAAAAUCUUGUUUAUUAUCAAAGCUCAUUUGUUAUCAACAAAGUUUGUAUCUUGGAUUUCUCAUACAA
Xyrauchen texanus (razorback sucker) is the source of this 5141-nucleotide messenger RNA. RefSeq lists its product as uncharacterized. The record is from RefSeq and is a predicted model, not a curated record. The coding region runs from base 161 to 1087 and encodes 308 amino acids. NCBI's taxonomy places the organism in Eukaryota, Metazoa, Chordata, Actinopteri, Cypriniformes, Catostomidae. Gene Ontology annotation, molecular function: sequence-specific DNA binding. The transcript is spliced from 4 exons.